UACUAAUAUUCGGAUGGUUUCUAUAGCAGUUGCGGAACAGGAAUAUGGGAAUCCAAAAAUAAUUCUCUACACCAAUUACUGCAUCGCAACUUUUUUUUACAGACAUGGUUUCGCAAUUGCAGCGUUUGCCUAAUGCUGUAUCUGCAUGUUCUUGAGCAAAUCGAUAGAUGCCAGCCAAUGCCAUUUUCUUGAACAGCGCCCCCAUUCUGACGAUAGAUGUCUGGACACAGAAAAACAACAAAAGUUUGUUUUAACUUCAUUAUAUUGAAAUGAAUCUAGCAGAUGGCACAGAGGAGGUGGAUGAAAAGUUUCUUAAAAUCAUCAUCAUUGGGGACAGCCUUGUCGGGAAGAGCUCUUUCGUUGAAAGUUUUAUUAACAGCAAGUUCAGACGCACCAAAACUGGUGUUGAUUUUGCUUUCAAGAUUGUAAAAUUUCAGGAUCAAGUAGUAAAGUUACAGCUAUGGGACAUAAACGGUCAGCUAGAGAAAUGCAGCUCCAUCAGAAGACUUUACUACAGAGAUGCUUCAGCAUGCGUCAUAAUAUUUGAUGUGACGCAACGUAAAACAUUCGACAGCGUCGUUGAUUGGCGGAAGAAUGUGACGAUGUUAUCCAACGUGAGAUCCAUACCAUGCCUACUACUUGCCAACAAGAUCGAUCUUCCAUCACCAAUUGUAAAUGAUGAGGAAAUUGAGGAACUAUGCAAACAAAACAAUUUCAUCGGAUGGUGCAAGGUAUCUGUUCCAGACAGGACCAACAUAGAUAAAACUAUGCAAUUCUUGGUGGAGAAAACUUUGAUAUCAAACGGAUGAAACCCGGCUGGAGCUUCCUACAGCGGAUGAAUAUACGGAAAACAUACUUUCACGAAUCUAGCACAUGAACACAAUAUCCAAAUUUGGCAUGAAUAGUGUUCAGUGAAAUAUGGCGUAUUUGGCAUAAUUUAUUGUUUAAACGCCAUUUUUUAAAAGAAAAUAAGGUCAAGUAUUCUAAUUCAUUUGAUUCCGUUCAAUUCUUGUUUUGUCCUCGUUUCAUAUGUCUGUGUGCUUAAUCCAUACUGAAUGACGUAAAGUAAUAAUGAUGAUAAUAUGCAACAUUACACAGAGCUUAAUUCAUUGUUUCUAAGCGUUGCAAACGAUCCCCCAGUUCAGGGGCGGAUCCAGGAUUUUUCGGGGGGCACAUUUUUCCGAGGAAAAUUUUGACUUGACGAAAAAAAUUGACAAGCAAAAAAAAGUCGUCACUUUCAGAGGGGGGGCACACUUCUGUUUUAAAGCCAUUUUUACAUUACAAAUUUUAAAUGUGCCUCUCAAAGAGGGGGGGCACGGGCCGGGUGUGCCCCCCCCCCUGGAUCCGCCAGUGCCCCAGUUAUAUAACACAGUCAUCUUAUCUGGCAUUUCCUUUCUACGGGUAUUCAUUUACAACACCAGCAUGACCAGGGUGGAAAGUAGAGAGCAAAUGCAGAUUACCACCUUGCCAAAGGAUGCGAGAACUGCAGUAGAAUUUGAAUCCAAGACCCUGUGGUUCAAAGUCCGGAAACUUAUCCACUGAACCACAACGAUGUAAUUGAAUAUCAGAGUUUAUUAUUGAGACAUUCGUAUAUAUGUACCACGUGUGCUAGAUACCCCCCCCCCCCCGAAAAAAAAAAAAAAAAAUACCGGACAAGGACAAGUCCAUCCCAAGAAAAAGUUUAUUUGAAUAAAAAGAGAAAAUCCAGCAAGCUUAACACUGAAAAUUUCAUCAAAAUCGGAUGUGUGUGUGUGUGUGUGUGUAUUUGAGUUUUGUCAGACGUGUAUCAAUCAGAUAUGAUUAUUUACGUCUGGGACCGACCUUUAACGUCACCGUCCGAAAGACGUGACCAGGGCUCGAACCUCGAACCUCUGCAUCAAUUUGUAACUUCCCCACAGCUUGGAUUACAGGCGCACGCCACAACCCCAGAUGUGAAAUAAGAAAGUUAUGACAUAUUAAAGUUUCGCUUAAUCACGUAAUAGUUAAAUGCACAUCCUGGUCGGUAUGCAAAUGAGGAGACUGAUGGCAUCAUCCACUCACUAUUUCUUUUGUAUUUUAUUAUAUGAAAUAUGAAAUAUUCUAACAAGUGAAAUAACGAUUAAUUCCUCCCUGAACAUGUGGAAUUAGCGUUUAUCAAUACUAUAUGGUACAGUCAAGUUUGUCCUUAUUGUCAAAUCUGUAU
Messenger RNA from Lytechinus pictus (painted urchin), 2182 nucleotides. RefSeq names its product ras-related protein Rab-7L1-like. NCBI's taxonomy places the organism in Eukaryota, Metazoa, Echinodermata, Echinoidea, Temnopleuroida, Toxopneustidae. Gene Ontology annotation, molecular function: GTP binding; GTPase activity. Gene Ontology annotation, cellular component: lysosome; late endosome; phagocytic vesicle. Gene Ontology annotation, biological process: phagosome-lysosome fusion; endosome to lysosome transport. The record is from RefSeq and is a predicted model, not a curated record. Bases 270 to 809 code for a protein of 179 amino acids. The transcript has 6 exons.